This is a messenger RNA of Olea europaea var. sylvestris, 498 nucleotides long. RefSeq lists its product as uncharacterized. Lineage: Eukaryota; Viridiplantae; Streptophyta; Magnoliopsida; Lamiales; Oleaceae. The transcript has 3 exons. The record is from RefSeq and is a predicted model, not a curated record. Bases 1 to 498 code for a protein of 165 amino acids.
AUGAGCACCAGAGUUGUCAGAUUUGAAGCAUUUCCUAAUAUGUAUGCUGCAAAUCCUUCCUUCGGGAAGAUAAUUAAGGAGUUGUGCAUUCCAAAGUAUUCACUAAGGCAGCAGAUCAUUAGUGAACUUCAUAACGAGGGACAUUUUGGACGAGAUAAGAUAUUGGCAUUAGUCUCUUUUGAUUAUUAUUGGCCCAAAUUGAGCAAUGACGUGGCGCAUUAUGUGGAACGGUGUUAUGUAUGUCAGAAGUCCAAAGGACCUCUUACUAAUGCUAGACUAUAUACGCCAUUACCUGUACCUGAGGCCUCUUGGCUUGAUAUGAAGUUGUCCAUUCAGGAGAAUAAUUUCAAGUAUAAGGCUCAAGUAGAUAGUCACCAUCGUCAGGUGCUCUUUGAUGUUGGUGAUUUUGUGUCGGCAGUAUUAACUUGUGAUCGUUUUCUAAAUAGGGAGCAUAAUAAGCUUAAGAAGCAGAAGAUUGGACUAUGUGAAGUGCGGUAA